Naegleria gruberi is the source of this 1221-nucleotide messenger RNA. RefSeq lists its product as uncharacterized. Lineage: Eukaryota; Heterolobosea; Eutetramitea; Acrasida; Naegleriidae. The coding region runs from base 1 to 1221 and encodes 406 amino acids. The transcript has a single exon. The record is from RefSeq and is a predicted model, not a curated record.
AUGGCAAACCUCACCUCUUCACAAUUAUACAGCCACUCAUCAGAACAGCACCACCAACCACAAGAAAAUGAUCCGAAUGCACCUCUACAUUGUCUUUCUUGUAAUUUACUAAUUUUUCCUCUUCCCAGCAAAGAAAAUGAAGAAAAUGAUGAAGAAUUUGAAUCUAAAAUUAAUUGGAAAUUAAUUUUAAUGGAUCAAAUUGAUAAUGAUGAUGAUGAAUUGAUUGUGCAAUAUUUUGAGAAAAUGAUUGGUGAAGGGAGAAUUUGUAAAGAUUUUAAAGUGACGUGUUGGAAAUGUUUGGAAGAAGUGUUUAACGUUUUUGGGAAUGAAAUUAAAUUUUUGGAGAAAUCAAUUCAGAUAUAUGAGAAGAAAGUGGAAGAAGGUAAGGAUGGGGAUGAGAGAAAUCUUAUUGAAAAAUUGGAAUUGGAAUAUAUGGAAUUAUUGGAAGAGGAAAAGACUCUUCAAUUAUCUAUAGAAAAACUACAGAAAAAUCAGCAGCCAAAUCUUGAUGCAGAAUUUGUAAAAAUCUGUCAAUUAGAGGAGGAAUUUUAUUGGAAGGAGAAUAAUGAGCUUUUAAUGGAUAUAGAAAUUGACAAAGUAUUGAAAGAAGAGAGAUUGCUAUUAAUGAAUAGGGGUUCAAUAAGUCCAAGUUUCUGUCUCAUUGAUUACUCGAAAAGUACAAUUGAUGGCUAUAUUUUGAGUAUUGACAGAAAUCGUUCUGAUUCACAAAUAAUACAUGACAGCAAUCAUGGUUGGACUAGAUGCUGUCAAAUGCUCUUUUCUCUCAUUAAGGAUAUCCAAAAUCUUCCACCUCCAUUGAAUCAUUACAAUUCAGAUAGCAAAGCAAACUUAAUAUUCUUAGGAGAAUUCACUCAAAUUUACUAUGAAGGAAAAACCUUUGAUUUAUUCCUGAAUGGAAACAAUACAUCCAAUUUCAAUGAGGGAGUCAAAUAUUUCACUAGAAUUCUCUACGAUUUGUGUAAUCACUUGGAAACACAUGCACCAGAAAAGUUAUUUAUUUCAGAACAUUCGACAUUCUUCCUGGAGGACAAGACUUUGAAAGUCAUUCUCAAAUGUCUCAAUUUUCCAAUGAUGAACAAAUCGACAGAGAAUUGGAAUUAUGCAAUUAGUAGAAUAUUGACAAAGCUCAAAUUACUACAUUGGUAUCUACUUCAAAUACGAAACCAUUCCUUAAUAACACAUUCUCAUCAAAACGAAUAA